UAUUUUCCCUUUUUUUGACUCGUUUUUUGAAGUACCGGCGGUGAAUCAGCUGACAGGGAACAGCGGCAUUGUCGGGCUUCCUCCUCGGCCUCGCACACAGGCAUGGAAAAUCGCCUCUAAUUAUCCUUUCGAAGGGCUUCUAGGUGUGAUAUGCAUUGAUUGAUGUCUGCCUCGCCUGCUGGUGCCACCGGGUCUGACUCUGUCCCCGUGUCUCCCUCAAACCCCCCCACCACCACUAGUCCCCCCUCGUCAGCGACCUUGACAGUAGCGUCUGCUGGGUCAGCCCUCUCUCCCUCAAGCACCGCCACCAGCUCUCAGCAGUCGGCCCCGGUAGAGCCCCCCAUUGUGCGUGAGGUCAGGCCACACAACCCCAAAAUGUCAAAGGCACUCAGCACCAGUGCUAAGAGGAUACAAAAGGAGCUCGCAGAAAUAACACUGGACCCCCCACCCAACUGCAGCGCUGGGCCCAAGGGAGAUAAUCUUUAUGAAUGGGUGUCAACUAUCCUGGGUCCGCCUGGGUCUGUGUAUGAGGGUGGGGUCUUCUUUCUAGAUAUCCAUUUCUCGGCAGAAUACCCAUUCAAACCACCUAAGGUCACGUUUCGUACACGAAUUUAUCACUGCAACAUCAACUCCCAAGGAGUGAUAUGUUUAGAUAUUCUUAAGGAUAACUGGUCUCCAGCCCUCACUAUCUCCAAGGUUCUGCUGUCCAUCUGCUCUCUUCUUACAGAUUGCAAUCCAGCUGAUCCCCUUGUAGGAAGCAUUGCCACACAGUACCUCCAAAACAGGGAAGAACAUGAUAGAAUUGCACGGCUCUGGACCAAGCGAUAUGCUACGUGAUCACUUCCCGGUAGCUGUGAACAGGGUAUUAGGCAUCUCUUUCACCAUGCCAAUUUGGGUUUAAUCAUUUUGUAUAAGUAAUUUCCACUCGGCCCCUUGAUUUCUAGAGUAUUUCAGCUUCUGCAAGAAAAAAAGAAAAAAAUGAUAAAAUAAAACACUUAAAAAUUUAACAAAAAAAUAAAUAAAUAUAAAAAAUGAAAAACAACAUGAAAAGAAAAGACAAAAGGAUAUAGAUAUUGGUGUAAUGGCAUAGAAAGUGAAAGGACAAAUAUUUUUAUAGAUAUAUAUGAUUAUUAUUCAUGCUCAUGAAUUUGUGAAUGAAAAAGGAAUCCUAGUUAUCAAGAAUAUAAAUUAUAUGUUUUGGCCUCAUAUUGUCCUAAAUGUGAAUAUAUAAUGUUCCUCCUUCAGUGAUAAGUAAUUAAUUAUCAUCAUUAUUAUGACUUAAAAGAUAAAAACUUUUGUUUUUAUAAAUACAGAAGAAUGUGACGGCUGUGUUAGAGUGGUCAUAAUCACAUUAUUUAUUAAUUUCCUGUUUAACAUGAACAUUUGAAAAUUUGGCCUAAUUGAUCACAAUACUUUGUGUAAAUGAAAAUUAAUAUACUUGAUUUUACCCUUCAUUAUCCUCCAUGGAUAACUUUCAUAAACUCAAAGCAUCACACAGCAAACACGCAUGCUGUUGACUGAUUGUGCAGAUCAGCAUUUCAUUAAAAUCACCUGAGAAGGUUAUCAGUCAAAUUUCAUUAGAGCAGAAUAUUUUUUUUUUUUUUUUUUUUAAUGUGGAUAAAGGGAGGAAAAUGCUUAAUAGAUUUUUUUUUGUGGUUGUAAGUGGAGAAGCAGAAUAGAUUGUAGUCUUUAUUAUUGAUACUUAGAGUGUAGUCCUUUUCAUGUGUAGUUUGGUAGCAUGUAAAAAGAAAUUAUUUAACGUUUUUGAGGAAGUGCAGUUGUGAUUAUGGUUAAGAAUUUAUAUACAUUUUUUUCUGUUUGUACCGGUGAGAUGUUUACUCAACCAAUGUGGUUUGCUUCAUAUUUUUCUUUUGUCAUUGUGGAAGAAAUUGAAGUUUGUUUGCUCUUGUUUUCUUUUUUUUUUUUUCUUUACAGACUGCAAAGAGAGUAAAACCAUGAUACAAGAAACUGAAUGCUUGGCAAAUCAAGGCAUGAGUGUUAUUAUGUUUUUUUCCAAUAGGUAAACCUAUUUAUCAUAUACUGAGAAUUUAGCUUGAGGUAGGAAGCUUUUUUGAAAUAGAGUUAUUUUAGGCAUGAUGGAAGAGAUUGUGAUCAUACUUCAUUACCUCAUUUUCCAUGCUGUGUAAAGCACAUUAUUGUUUUGGUUUCCAGUGUCAUAAAGAUGCUGAUUACUGAAUAAUUUCGGUUUUAUCAUGUUUUCCGUUCUUUGUUUUUCAUGACAGUAUUUUCAAGAAUUUAUCAUCAGUAUAAUUUGGCACAAAUUACAUUAGUGACAGUGCACCUUUUCCAUCUGAACUUUCCAUAAACUUGCCUGUCAUAGAUAGCUUACAGUCUGUCUAUAGUAACAGUGCUACUAGUCUUCAUGCAAUCUUAUCUACUCAGUGUAGCAGUCUUGUGAACAAGCAAGUGCUGUUUGUACCAUGGUAUUGUGAAUGGUCAAGUGCUGUUUGUACCAUGUCUUUUGAACAAAUUCCUUUUGUUUAUACCAUGGUUGUGCAGAAAAGCAAGUACUGUAUGUACCAUGGAUUUGUGAUGAACAAGUGCUGUUUGUACUAAGGUAUUUUGAAGAAGCUAAUUUCUCAUAUUACUAUGAUUAUGUGAACUAGCAAGCACUGUGAUUCAGUCUUGCGAGUGAGCUGGUGUUGUGUUAAUAGCACAAUUAAUCUAGCAAGAGUGUUAGUGCUGCAGCCUUGUCAACCCAGUGUGGUUUGUACUACAGUCUCGCAUGUAAGCAAGAACUGUCUUUGUACCUAGAAUGUUGUGAGGUGGGGAAAAUAUUCUCAAGGGCCUUUUGCCAGCAUAUACAAUAGUCAUCGUGUGACGUUUUCCAGUAUCACUGUAAGGGUUAUUAUUGUAUACUAAUUUAGAUCAGUUGCAUUGUUGUUAAAUUGUGCCACGUUUGAUUCAUCAUGCGAUAGUUGUCAUAUAUCAUUUUUCAUAAAGGAGGCAUUUACUGUAUCCUUGUUUGCAAUGUAUAUUUUUGGUUCAAUUAAUUACACAGGAAACUGAAUUUGUCCAUUUGGAGCAUCACUAGGCACAGGUAAAUGAUGCCUAACAUUAUUGUUCAGUCAUUAUUUCCAUCUCUGAUUAUAUUUCCAUAUGGAUUUAUCCUUUAUAUUUGGCCUCCUCACAUAAUGUCAUUAAUUUUUCUUGGGCUGUGAGUUAGCAAUGUCGAGAAUUAAUGAGAUGGAGAGAUUCACGAUUUCUUCCCAUUUUCUCUAGAUUUUAAGUUGCUCAGUGAUGUAACCUGGCCAAAUGAGUUCAAGCUUUUACUGUUGCUUUGUCGACUGGAGAACUUGCUUAUCAUUCUCUCGUUUGUCAUGCAACAAUACCUCAUUAUUUUGCCAUUAUAUGUGUUCUGUGUAGACUUGUAGUAUACACUUCCUAUAGUACUGAUUAAAAGGCACAAGGAUUGAUAGUGUUCCAUAAGCAUUCUGAUGUUGAAGUGGAAUGCUCUCCAAGUGAACUCUCAAGAAAAUAAUAAUGAUAAUAAAUAAUAGCGAUCGUCAUGCUCCCAUUCAGGGUUGGUUGAGUGACUCCUAAUGGGGAGCUGCAUUAUGCAGGGAGAAAUGGACUCACUGACUCCAGUGACUAUGUAGACAGGACGGUGCUCCAGCUGUGUCUUAAAUAAGAAGCAGGAGUUUAAUCAAGAGAGAAGUGUGGGAGAAACAAGACCCUCAUCUUCGUGUUGUGCUUAUUAGGUGAUUGGCAUGUCUAUCAGGUGAAUUAUUUGUCAUGGCUUGACUGAAUCCUGUGGAUGUCAACUAUGUACAAAACAGUCAUAGCAAUACAACAAAAUGUUGUCUGUUGCAAAGAUUAUGCUGCAGCCAGAAUGGUGUUGUGUUCUAUGAAUGACAAGAUAUUAAAGACCGUACCAAAUACUUUUUGUUUUCUCUAGAACAUUUCCUAAUUUGUGUAUUGCAGACAUGUAUCAUUUGCAUGGUCUUUUGAGAAAAGAAGGUUGUCGAACAUGAAGACAAGUGAAGAAAGCUUCCUGUACUCCCAUAUCUACUCUCGAUGGUUUUAUUUGUAUUUUGAACAGACCAAUACACGAGUGUGUGAACUGUUGUCCUAAACAGUGUAUGGUGUUCCUAUGAUAAUGAUUACAGAUAAAAGCCCUUUAAAAGUAGUAUCUUGUAUAUUGAUUUCAUGAUUUUCAUUGUCUUAACCUUCAAAAUUGUGUAAAUGAAUUAUUUUUGUAAUAUUUUCUAGAAUAUGAUCUGAGUUCAUUUGGGCAACUGUAGUAUUACUUUUUCGUAUUAGUUGAGUAAUCUUACAUGCAUGUAAAUUGAUUCAAGCCCUCAUGAAGUUGUGAUAGCUAUUAAGAAUGCCAGCCAAAGUUUCGGAGUGGUUGGAGAGGUUUUGGAGAUGAGAAGAACAAGCGAUGGACACAAAAAAGGCAGGAAUUUCCCUGAGAUUGGGUAGUUCGUAGUCAAAAAAAAAAAAAAAGACUGGGUGGGAAUGGACACUAAUACCCAAUGCCACCAUAGUGCAUAGUGCUGAUCUUGUACCCUUUUUGCAUAACAGGCAACCCAAAACUAAUUAAAUGAUUUCAGGGAACAUGGCCUACUUACUUCCAUCGAAUAACAGACAGUGAAACACUAGCAGCUUUGAGGUAGGCCUUAGCCCAGCAUCCAGGAAAAGGCAAUAGAUGCUUGAAUAUCAAUGUAAUCCCAAUAUGUAACAGCCAUAUAAAACCCAGUUUAUAUUACUGUCAUAACAGGAAAACAGUAUAUGUGUAUUGGUCUUCUCUUGGUUCCAAAUAAAACAUAUGAUAUCA
This is a messenger RNA of Penaeus chinensis, 4801 nucleotides long. RefSeq names its product ubiquitin-conjugating enzyme E2 E1-like (gene Ubc2). Gene Ontology annotation, molecular function: ubiquitin conjugating enzyme activity. Gene Ontology annotation, cellular component: nucleus. Gene Ontology annotation, biological process: protein polyubiquitination. Lineage: Eukaryota; Metazoa; Arthropoda; Malacostraca; Decapoda; Penaeidae. The record is from RefSeq and is a predicted model, not a curated record. The coding region runs from base 163 to 837 and encodes 224 amino acids. The transcript is spliced from 5 exons.